Messenger RNA from Petromyzon marinus (sea lamprey), 839 nucleotides. NCBI's taxonomy places the organism in Eukaryota, Metazoa, Chordata, Hyperoartia, Petromyzontiformes, Petromyzontidae. The record is from RefSeq and is a predicted model, not a curated record.
CCUAAAACAAUACACUAUAUGUAAAAUAAGCUCUUGUAACGUGGAGUGAAACAUCGGACAUCAUGCAGAACAGUACAGGGUACAAACCAAAAACACAUCAGGGAGAUUCGUAUGGUAUUAUGUUUGUGCUAUUGUGUGUGUGUGCUAUUGUGUAUAGUAUUGUGCGUGUAUGCUAUUGUCCCUUACAGCUGAGGUGUCUGCUCAGAGCUGUGGGAUCGCAGCGUAUCCCCAGAUCCGCGUGGUGAACGGCGUGGAGGCUCGUGCCAACUCCUGGCCUUGGCAGGCGCUCGUGCAGAGGUACUCUGGAGGAAGAUGGGUCAACUACUGUGGAGGAACCCUCAUUGAUAGUCAAUGGGUGCUCACCUCUGCGAGCUGCUUCACGAGUGGCUACAGCUACAGGGUGGUGCUGGGAAAGCACAGUGUGUCCACAUCCGAGUUCGGGGAGGUCACCCCUCCAUUGAGCCUGGCCGUCUGGCAUAGCUACUGGAAUCCCAGCAUGCCGGCGAACGGGUGAGAACGCACACGGGCGCGCUAGUUAAGUGACACCGUGACAUUCAGAGUUGCAAUCGACAGAUAAACAUACAUGCAGACAAACAUUCAUAGAGACAUUCCAACAGACAAAAGACAGAUUAUUUUUAAACAAACAAAGAUUAUCAUGGACACUGCCGUAAAACGAAAGAACGCAUAAUUUGAAUAUCAUAUGUCAGUUAAGGAUCAUUUGUAAACAGUAGAAUUGUAUUAUAUUAUAGAAGGCAGUGUUAAUGGCAAGGCGAUGAGUUGUCUUGAUUUGUACUCGUACACUGUUUCCAGCACAUGCCCAUUCUUUGUUUGACAAAGAG